AUGGAGGCUGGGGUCUCAGUUCCAAUUGUUUCAAAGGCGGAUGGGUCUGUAGAGCCUGAAGUUCAAAUGUCUGAGCUCGCUUCUGUAGCUACUUCUGAGGCUCCUUUUGAUCUUACUCCAACUACUGUUUCUGAUCUUCCUAAGCUGCCUGACCCAUCACUAAUCCGACUACAAAAGAAGACUUUUUAUAAAAAGACUUUGUAA
Molecule: messenger RNA, 204 nt
Organism: Ilex paraguariensis (yerba mate)
Lineage: Eukaryota; Viridiplantae; Streptophyta; Magnoliopsida; Aquifoliales; Aquifoliaceae
Source: the annotation of a GenBank genome assembly